CUGGGCAUCAGCCCUCGGCGGAAACUCGGGGUCCUUGGAGCCCUGGAGAUCCUCUCCCCCAUCCCUCCUGUUUUACAGAAGGGAAAACUGAGACGCAAGGCGAGGCAGCGGCCGGGGUGGAGCAAUCUCCUAGAGCGGUGGCCGGGAUUCGAACCGGGCCAGCCAGACCCGGUCUUUGCUCCAGGGCUUGAGUAACGCAGCCGUGGGACGGCUGCGCGCGGCCGUGCCGUCCUCCGCCUCGGAGGGAUCGGCUGUGGUCUCCCUUCGCCCUGGCUUCCCGGGAGCGCUGUGUAAGCCCCGAGGGGAGGAGUCGGUGUGCCUCAGCCUGCACGCUUGUGUCCCCUCGCCCCAGUCCAGCUGUGACAGCGUGACAUCGCUGCCAGCAGCCUCACUCCCUCUUCCUGACCUGCUUUCUCCGGAAGAUGCUCCUACCGAGGGUGUCCAACAGGCUCCUGGCCCAGUUGGGGAAGAGGAUGGGAAUUCUGUGGUGUGUCCUGAGCCUCUGCUUCUUUGGGAUCCUGCAAAGUGAUGCCUCUGAACGCUGCGAUGACUGGGGACUUGAUACCAUGAGACAAAUCCAAGUAUAUGAAGAUGAGCCAGCUCGAAUCAAGUGCCCACUCUUUGAACACUUCCUGAAGUUUAACUACAGCACAGCGCAUUCGGCCGGCCUUACGCUGAUCUGGUAUUGGACUCGGCAGGACCGGGACCUUGAGGAGCCAAUUAACUUCCGCCUCCCUGAGAACCGCAUUAGUAAGGAGAAAGAUGUGCUCUGGUUCCGGCCUACCCUCCUCAAUGACACAGGCAACUAUACCUGCAUGUUAAGGAAUACUACAUAUUGCAGCAAAGUUGCAUUUCCUCUGGAAGUUAUUCAGAAAGACAGCUGUUACAAUUCUCCCAUGAAGCUCCCAGUGGAAAAACUGUACAUAGAAGACGGCAUUCAGAAGAUCACUUGUCCAAAUGUGGAUGGAUAUUUUCCUUUGACCGUCAAGCCAAACGUCACUUGGUACAUGGGUUGUUAUUUAAUAAAGAAUUUCCAUAAUGUACUGCCUGAAGGCAUGGAGUUAAGUUUUUUCAUUCCUUUGACUUCAAAUAAUGGAAAUUACACGUGUGUUGUUGCAUAUCCAGAAAAUGGACGCAUCUUUCACCUCACCCGGAGUGUGACCGUAAAGAUAGUAGGCUCUCCAAAAGAUGCAUCACCUCCUAAGAUUCAUUCCCCCAAUGAUCAUGUGAUCUACGAGAAAGAACCAGGAGAGGAGCUCCUCAUCCCCUGUACAGUCUAUUUUAGCUUUAUUAAGGACUCUCACAAUGAGGUUUGGUGGACCAUUGAUGGAAAAAAACCUGAUGAUGUCACAGUUGACAUAACCAUUAGUGAAAGUGUAAGUUAUUCUAAAACGGAAGAUGAAACAAGAACUCACGUUCUGAGCAUCAAGAAAGUUACCCCUGAGGAUCUCCGGCGCAACUAUGUCUGUCAUGCUAGAAAUGCCAGAGGAGAGGUUGAUAGAACAGCCAUUGUGAAACAGAAAGCACCAAGAUACACAGUGGAGUUGGCAUGUGGUUUUGGAGCCACAGUCCUGCUGGUGGUAAUUCUUAUUGUUGUUUACCACGUUUACUGGCUGGAGAUGGUCCUUUUUUAUCGGGCUCAUUUUGGAACAGAUGAAACCAUUCUAGAUGGAAAGGAGUAUGAUAUUUAUGUAUCCUAUGCAAGAAAUGCUGAAGAAGAAGAAUUCGUCUUACUGACCCUCCGUGGAGUUUUGGAGAAUGAAUUUGGAUACAAACUGUGCAUCUUUGAUCGAGACAGUCUGCCUGGAGGAAUUGUCACAGACGAGACCUUGAGCUUCAUUCAGAAAAGCAGACGCCUCCUGGUUGUCCUAAGCCCCAACUACGUGCUCCAGGGAACCCAAGCCCUCCUGGAGUUCAAGGCUGGCCUAGAAAAUAUGGCCUCUCGGGGCAACAUCAACGUCAUUUUAGUACAGUACAAAGCUGUGAAGGAGACGAAGGUGAAAGAGCUGAAGAGGGCUAAGACGGUGCUCACAGUCAUUAAAUGGAAAGGGGAGAAAUCCAAGUAUCCACAGGGCAGGUUCUGGAAGCAGCUGCAGGUGGCCAUGCCAGUGAAGAAAAGCCCCAGGCGCUCUAGCAGUGACAAGCAGGGUCUUUCCUAUUCAUCCUUGAAAAAUGUAUGAAAGGGAAAUGAAAGGAACGAAAAGAACAAAGGGUACUCCUGGAAGGAAGAGCUUCCCUCUCAUCACUGCCAGUUCUUGGUUUAAUAGGCAGAAAAAUAUUCUGUCUAAGCCUCCUCAUGGGGAUAAAUUCAGGGUGACUGUAUGGCUGGUUGUUCUGUUUCUCAGGCAAUACAAAGGUUUAGAAUGAUACUGUCAACAGGUUGUCACCAGUGUCUGAUGUCACUACAUAUGUUUCUUGCAGGCAGAGACCUGGUUGAUGUGAAUUUCCCCCUCCCCCUCCUCUUCUCUGCCCCUCCCCUCCCUCCCCCUUUCUCUCCCACGCCCUCUCCCUCCCCUCUUUCAUGUUAACAUUAUGGAGCAACCUUGCCCAUAGAUUUAAAGAUCCUCUGAAGAUACGUUACCUGUUAUCAGGAGUACUAUGAAUACAGGUUUUUCUUUUACUUUUUUACUUAUCCAUUAAAACAUUUAAAAUGUAAUCAGGGCAUAAAUUCAUUUUAGCUGAGGAUGAGUUUGCUCAUUUGGCUAUCCACCCCUGCAAGGAUCACACCCACUUAGGGUGGUAGGAAACAGUGUAAGUAAAAAUGUUCCUUGUGAUUGAUUUAAGAACAUGCUAGAUCUCCUCCUGUUAUUCCACAUUGUCCCUCAGCUCAGGUACUUAACAUCAUGCUUGUAAACUUGAAAACGCAGGCCAUACUUUUUGUUUUGUUAUAGUCAAUUCCGAGUUAUCUACAGAUGGAAUUACAUUCCUGCGUCUAACUCCUAAGUACUUACAUCAGUCAUUCGUAGUCUGCAGGUAAAAAUCAAAGCGAAACAGAUGUUGCAGGUGGCCCUGCACUUGGUGCAGUCUGAGAGGAAACCCCUAAUGGUGCUAAUGGACAGCAAGACAGCAGCAAAAUGCUUUUAGGGCCUUUUUGACUUUUGGAAAAAGCACAGAAGAGGAUGCUGGGCAAUUUGUUUUUUAAUCCUAGCCUCGCUAAUGUGAAAAUUAGAACAGUGAUUUCUCCUCAUUUGUUUGUGUCCCUUUAUUACAAAUUUUAGCGGGUAGAUUCAGUGACCUUGAGAGGUGCUCACAGCAUUAAUAUUCUAAAAUAAUUAAUUGUCCUUCCCGUAAUUUAAUCACCACUACAAGGUAAUGCUUUAUUCCAAAUAAGUCCACCUAAAAGGUUACCAUCAAUUUAACUUGCUUUUAAGUGAAAUCUUACUAUAUGCCAGAUUUGGAAACAUCAGAUCUAAGUGCAGGGUUUACAGAAUAGUGAAUAUCUGUGGUACAUGUAGAAUGCACAUACACACAUAUUCAUGCAGAUAAAAUUUAUAUAUGGGUGUGUGGAUAUAAAUAUCCAUAAUUGGUAUGUAUGUAUGUGUGUUUCUCUCUAUGCACAUGAAUUAUCUAUGUGUACGAUAUAUAUCAUGAUCAUUGGAACAGUAUUACGAACCACUAGAACUUUUGUGUAGUUUUUCAAUUGUUUGUGCCAUUAUGUGUCUGUGUCGGUAUUUUCAGUUCAUUAAUAUUUGUGAGCUCCCAGCUCGGAGAGUGGUAGCUGCCGUUAGUUCCGGCCUUAUUUAGAUUAGCGUAAUAACUUACUACCGCCUGCGCUUGAUCUGGUGCAGUUGCGCACUGCUCAACCACAGUCUCGUUCCUAAACUCUAGACGGUCUUCUGGUAUUAACUGAUUUUCUAUAAUAUUCCCAGCAGAUACAUUGAGAAACCAAGCUAUGUUAAUCUCAGUGCUCAGUUAUGGGAACUGUUGAAUAAUACAGAAGAAUAAAUAUACCUAUAAUUGUGUCUGAGUACCUCAGGAAGCACAAUAAUCCACAGGUUAAGGAAAGCUCUUAUCUCAGUAGUAUAAAUGUGAAUAAGCAACUCUAAAAUUAUGUUCUGUAUUUUAUUAUCCUUCGACAGUGUUAGAGACCUUAAUAAACCAUUUCUCUAUAUGCUUUAUUGAUGAUUUUAAAAUGAAAAAAAGUUUCCCCUCUGAAAUCUUGACAAAAAGUAUGGAUACAGAGUCCUUCUUCAAACCAUUAUAUUUAGAUUUAUUAAUGCUUUUCUUUAUUGCAAGUCGCUGUUAUUCCUCCUACUAACUCUAAUCACAAUACCAGAGGAGAAUUGACUCCAGAUAAGAUUUCAACAUCAUUUUUUUUUUUUUUUUUUGCAUGAGCUUUAGGUAAACAAGGGAUAGUCUCACGACUUGGGGGUUAUUCUUUUGUUAUGCUGCAUUCCUUUUGCACUUUUCCAUUCCAUAUUUACCCCAAAUCCUGUUGGGUGCUCCUAGAAAUUACUUAAUUUUUUUCUAUUUAUAUUACUCUGUCUGGUACUGAGCUUUUCCAAAUGCUAUAAUUAGAGCCUGUCAACUCUAAGUAAUGUGUCUCAUCCUAAGAGAACUUAGUUUCCAGUUUUUGGUUUUUUGUUUUUUAUAUUUCAUAAAAUGCCCAGUAAAGAUUAUUUGAGAGUGAUGGGGAUACAUAUUUAUAAUUUAGGAAGCAAGAAUAAAUCAUGUCUCUUAAUUUAAAGGAAACUAAUGGUUUUAAAUCUAUGCUGUAAGGAUCUUCUGCACCCAGGAUAACAAAGAGCCACGCUACAUAGAGUGUCUAAUUAUAUGAUCACAGUUUAUUGAAUUCUCUUUUGUACUGUAACUUAGAUGACUCCCUAGUAUUCUAAUAAAAAACAUUCCAUUGUAUUGGGAAA
This is a messenger RNA of Chinchilla lanigera (long-tailed chinchilla), 4862 nucleotides long. RefSeq names its product interleukin 1 receptor accessory protein (gene Il1rap). The coding region runs from base 423 to 2180 and encodes 585 amino acids. Lineage: Eukaryota; Metazoa; Chordata; Mammalia; Rodentia; Chinchillidae. The transcript is spliced from 11 exons. Gene Ontology annotation, biological process: signal transduction. Gene Ontology annotation, molecular function: interleukin-1 receptor activity; interleukin-1 receptor binding. The record is from RefSeq and is a predicted model, not a curated record.